This is a messenger RNA of Sorex fumeus (smoky shrew), 2968 nucleotides long. It is a transcript of the gene PLA2G4A, whose product is annotated as phospholipase A2 group IVA. The transcript is spliced from 18 exons. Gene Ontology annotation, biological process: glycerophospholipid catabolic process. The record is from RefSeq and is a predicted model, not a curated record. Lineage: Eukaryota; Metazoa; Chordata; Mammalia; Eulipotyphla; Soricidae. Gene Ontology annotation, molecular function: calcium ion binding; calcium-dependent phospholipid binding. The coding region runs from base 94 to 2343 and encodes 749 amino acids. Gene Ontology annotation, cellular component: cytosol; nucleus; Golgi apparatus.
GACGCGACCAGCCGGAGCCACCGCGCCGCACCCGUUGUCAGGCCACCAGAGAAAACCUCGGAGUGACACGCCUUUCCCGGCACAGAGACCAGAAUGUCGUACAUAGACCCUUUCCAGCACAUCAUAGUGGAGCACCAGUACUCCCACAAGCUCACCGUGACAGUGCUCCGGGCCACCAAGGUGACCAAAGGCGCCUUCGGGGACUUGCUGGACACCCCUGACCCCUACGUGGAGCUGUUCAUCUCGGCCACCCCGGACAGCCGGAAGAGAACCCGGCAUCUCAACAAUGACGUGAACCCCGUGUGGAACGAGACCUUCGAGUUCAUCCUGGACCCGAAUCAGGACAACGUGUUGGAGAUCACGCUGAUGGAUGCCAACUACGUCAUGGAUGAGACGCUGGGGACAGCCACCUUCCCCGUCUCCUCCGUGAAAGUGGGAGAGAAGAAAGAGGUGCCUUUGGUGUUCAACCAAGUCACUGAAAUGAUUCUGGAAGUGUCUCUUGAAGUUUGCUCGUCCCCCGACCUCCGGUUCAGCAUGGCGCUGUGUGACCAGGAGAAGGCCUUCCGGCAGCAGAGGAAGGAGAACGUCCGGGCGAGCAUGAGGAAGCUCCUGGGUGCAGACGGGGCCGGGGACCUGAGCUCGGCUCGCGAGGUGCCGGUGGUGGCCAUUCUGGGCUCCGGCGGGGGCUUCCGCGCCAUGGUGGGCUUCUCCGGAGUGAUGAAGGCACUCUACGAGUCUGGCAUCCUGGACUGCGCCACCUACGUCGCGGGUCUCUCUGGCUCCACCUGGUACAUGUCGACCUUGUACUCUCACCCUGACUUUCCAGCAAAGGGGCCAGAGGAGAUUAAUGAAGAGCUCAUGAAAAACGUCAGCCACAACCCUCUCUUACUGCUCACUCCCCAGAAAGUGAAAAGAUACGUCGAGGCUUUGUGGAAGAAGAAAAGUUCUGGCCAACCUGUGACUUUCACUGACAUAUUUGGGAUGUUAAUCGGAGAAACGCUGAUCCACAAUAGAAUGGACUUGACCUUGAGCAGCUUAAAGGACAAAGUCGACUCAGCUCAGUGCCCGUUACCCCUUUUCACCUGCCUCCACGUCAAGCCUGAUGUGUCGGAGUUAAUGUUCGCAGAUUGGGUUGAAUUUAGUCCAUAUGAGAUUGGCAUGGCCAAGUAUGGCACGUUUAUGGCCCCUGACUUAUUUGGAAGCAAGUUUUUUAUGGGGAAAGUUGUGAAGAAAUACGAAGAAAACCCUUUGCAUUUCUUAAUGGGUGUCUGGGGAAGUGCCUUUUCUAUCUUGUUCAACAGAGUCUUGGGAGUUUCUGGGUCCCAAAACAAAGGUUCCACGAUGGAAGAAGAAUUAGAAAAUAUCACAGCCAAGCACAUAGUCAGUAACGACAGCUCUGACAGCGACGAUGAAUCCCAGGGACCUAAAGGCACCGAGGGCGAGGACGCCGAGAGGGAGUACCAGAAUGACUGCCAGGCCAGCUGGGUGCAGCGCAUGCUCAUGGCGCUGGUCAGCGACUCGGCGCUCUUCAACACCAGGGAAGGCCGCGCCGGGAAGGUGCACAACUUCAUGCUGGGCCUCAACCUCAACACCUCGUACCCGCUGUCGCCACUGAGGGACUUCGCCACGCAGGAGUCCUUGGACGAGGACGAGCUGGACACAGCGGUAGCAGACCCCGACGAAUUCGAGCGCAUCUACGAGCCCCUGGAUGUGAAGAGCAAGAAGAUCCACGUGGUGGACAGCGGCCUCACCUUCAACCUGCCCUACCCACUGAUCCUGCGGCCACAGCGGGGCGUAGACCUCAUCAUCUCCUUCGACUUCUCGGCCCGGCCCAGUGACUCCAGUCCGCCCUUCAAGGAACUUCUCCUUGCAGAAAAGUGGGCUAAAAUGAACAAGCUGCCCUUUCCGAAGAUUGAUCCUUAUGUGUUUGAUCGGGAAGGGCUGAAGGAGUGCUAUGUCUUCAAACCCAAGAACGCGGAUAUGGACACAGACUGCCCCACCAUCAUCCACUUUGUUCUGGCCAACAUCAACUUCAGGAAGUACAAAGCUCCAGGUGUUCCCAGAGAAACCAAGGAAGAGAAGGAAAUAGCAGAUUUUGAUAUUUUUGAUGACCCAGAAUCGCCCUUUUCCACCUUCAACUUCCAAUAUCCGAACCAGGCUUUCAAGAGGCUACAUGAUCUGAUGCAUUUCAACACCCUCAACAACAUCGACGUGAUCCGGACAGCCAUCGCCGAGAGCAUCGCCUACAGAAGGCAGAAUCCUUCUCGCUAUUCCGUGUCCCUCAGCAGCGUGGAGGCCAGACGCUUCUUUAACAAGGAUUCUCUGAGCAAACCCUCCGCCUAGUUGGCACUGGGGCCCAGGGGGAUGGCGCCAAAUGCUUCACAACUGGAUUUGAAAAGACAGCACUGACCCCAGUUCCCAUCCAGUGCCCACCCAGCCCAUGACUCACCACAGUCCACACCUCAUACCCACCUUAGUAUUCAUCCUAGUACCCACCCCAGUACCCAUACUAAUACCCACACCUGUACUGGACCCAGUACCUGCCUCAGUACCCACACCAGUAUUUACCCCAUCAUCUAGUACUUAACCCAGGACUUACCAGACUGACUGAAGCUCAGAGUUUCAACUUUCUGGCUGUGUGAAGAGAAUUCCCUUCCCUGGCAAGCAGACAAUGUUGAUCACGUAAAAAUACACUUUGCUGCAUUUUCUGUCAGCACAGAUUUCCUGAGGCAGAGGUCAGGGCCAUACACUGUCUUUUUCCAGGACAUUCCUUUAUCAAGUAUUUUAUGCAUCCUGUUUUUUUUUUUUUUUAAAUAUGUGGUUUCUUUGUAGACCAAUGAACUGUUGCAGUCUGAGAAAGUAAGACUAUAUCGUGUGUGAAUGAUAUUCACUGGCUGGACUUAGUCAUGCUCUGAGACAACACUAUUUUUUUUAUUUACAUGUGCACAUAAUACGUAUAUAAAGUAAA